Messenger RNA from Eutrema salsugineum, 2042 nucleotides. RefSeq lists its product as uncharacterized. Bases 198 to 1661 code for a protein of 487 amino acids. The record is from RefSeq and is a predicted model, not a curated record. NCBI's taxonomy places the organism in Eukaryota, Viridiplantae, Streptophyta, Magnoliopsida, Brassicales, Brassicaceae. The transcript has 4 exons. Gene Ontology annotation, molecular function: acetylglucosaminyltransferase activity.
AAAGAUAUACAAUGCCUAACCCUCGGUUUCAUCUAGCAGGUCCGACUAGUGGAGCCGGCCCAAAACCGAUCCGAUAUACCCGACCCGUAAAAUCUGAUGCCAUUCACUGAAAAGGACGGCUUUGUUCUUCCACUUUCCGAGAAACCUAACCGUCGACGAUUCUGCAGAGAGAAGAACUCGAAAAGCAAAAUUUAGAAAUGAACCAGACGAGACGAAAGAGACGAACCGAUCCUUCUCUCUCUAGACUCGAAUCUCUCUCGCCGGAAAUGCUUUUUCCGACGAAAUCCCCGGCGCUGAUUUCCGCGCGCGUCAGAAACAUCUUCCUGUUGCUCACCAUUUGUGUCAUCGUCUGCAUCCUCUUCUCUUACGGAACUUUCCGCCGCGAGAAAAUCUCAUCGAUCGCUCGCUCGUUGUCUGUGUUCUCCACCCGACGCCGUCACUUACUAUUUUCGAUCGCCGCCUCUCACGACUCUUGGCUCCGCCGUAGCUCGUACGUUCGUCUCUGGUACACUCCCGAGUCCACACGCGCCGUCGUAUUCCUCGACCGCGGUGGAUUCGAUCCCGAUCUCAGUCUCCCUCAGGUAAUCGUUUCUAAAGACGUCUCUAGGUUUCCCUAUAACUUCCCUGGUGGUCUCCGAUCGGCGAUCCGCGUGGCUCGCGUCGUUAAGGAGACGGUGGAUCGGGGAGAUAAAGACGUGCGGUGGUUCGUUUUCGGAGACGAUGAUACAGUGUUCUUCGUAGACAAUUUGGUGACGGUUUUGUCAAAGUACGAUCACCGUAAGUGGUAUUACGUCGGGAGUAAUUCGGAGUUCUACGAUCAGAACGUGAGGUAUUCCUUUGAUAUGGCGUUUGGUGGAGGAGGAUUCGCCAUCAGUGCUUCGCUUGGGAAGGUUUUAGCAAAAGUUUUGGAUUCUUGUUUGAUGAGGUAUUCACACAUGUAUGGAAGCGACUCCAGGAUCUUCUCUUGCUUGGCUGAGCUUGGUGUUACAUUAACUCAUGAACCUGGAUUUCAUCAGAUUGAUGUAAGAGGGAACCUAUUUGGAUUGCUUUGCGCGCACCCCUUAUCUCCAUUGGUGUCACUUCAUCACUUGGACGCAGUUGAUCCAUUUUUCCCGAAAAUGAACCGGACAGAAUCCGUGGCUCGUUUAAUCGGAGCUGCGAGUUUAGAUUCCGCAAGGAUUUUGCAGCAGAGUGUGUGCUACGAUUCCUCAAACACAGUAACUGUUUCGGUUGUGUGGGGCUAUGCGGUUCAAGUUUACGAAGGCAAUAAGCUCCUCCCGGAUCUUUUAACCCUGCAAAAGACAUUUUCGACAUGGAGGAGAGGGUCAGGUGUCCAAAGCAACUAUAUGUUCAGUACAAGAGAAUAUCCCAGGGAUCCAUGUGGGAGACCGCUUGUCUUUUUCUUGGAUAGUGUAGGACCAGAUGGAGCUGAAGGAACAUGGAGUAGUUAUAACCUCCAUAGUGUCGGAAACUGCCACAGAGCAGAAGCUGUUAAGCGUCUACAAUACAUCCGAGUUCUGUCUCGUAAGCUGGAGCGUAAUGUUGAACAGAUGAAUCCUCCUCGCCGCCAGUGCUGUGACAUCUCAUCGCCUUAUAACAAAUCAAUGGUCAUUAAUAUAAGGCAAUGCAUGCCCGAUGAGCUAAUCGCCAUGAACAGUUAGCAUUUUUUUCUUGGCCAUCAUCUUCAAGAAUCAGCUAAACAAAGCCCGAGCCAAUUGCUCUAAACCAAUUGCGGAAUCUUAGGUGGGUUUAAGUGAUCUUCCUGACCGACUCCGAAAGUAGGUGUCUCAUAGAAGAGACCCGAGUUCGAACCAUAAAGAAACUCACACGAUUUUGCAUUUACCUCCAAGUUUGUCUUCUCUGUCUCUCCCUUUUUGUAACACGCGUAAGGAAAAGAAUAGAACUCAGAUCCUUCCUCUGUAAUCUGUAUAUAUGGUUGUGUUGGCCCUGUGCAUUGAUGUCUCUUAUACUCGAUCCAAAGUUUGGAGUUUUUGGUUAUAUAAGAGGUCACUUUGCUAUUUGAGCUUUUCAAUUUUUUGUUU